AUGUUCAAGAGCGCCAACUUCGCCAGAGCGGCUCGCGUAGCCCGUUCGUCUCUCGCGACGCCUCGCAUCGUCCGCCCGAACUUUAUCACCCCUUCCCUCCUGCACGGCAGCCGGUUCGCCAGCACGUCCAGUGUCGGUGAUGGCAAGAUUCACCAGGUCAUUGGUGCCGUCGUCGAUGGUAAGAUUCCGACCAAAAAACUUUUUUCUAUCAACAUCGAGACCCCCCUCGCAGUCGUCUGCACUUCGUCCAAUGCGCCACCGAAAGAUUGCAUCGGAUCGCUGUCGAUUCUCAUGUCCGGACGCUCGGAAACGGAAAUCCCGAAAGCCUCGAUAAACCACUACGCAUUAUUCUUCGACACGGACAAGCUGCCCGCCAUUCUGAACGCCUUGGAGACCCAGAACAAUGGCCAGAAGCUGGUCCUUGAGGUCGCCCAACAUCUGGGUGAGCACACUGUGCGCUGCAUUUCCAUGGACGGUACCGAGGGUCUCGUCCGUGGUGCUAAGGCCACUGACACUGGUUCCCCCAUUACCAUCCCCGUCGGCCCCGGUACCCUCGGUCGCAUCAUGAACGUCACCGGUGACCCGAUCGACGAGCGCGGUCCCAUCAAGACCGACAAGUUCCGUCCCAUCCACGCUGAGGCUCCCGAGUUCGUUGACCAGUCGACCACCGCUGAGGUUCUCGUGACUGGUAUCAAGGUCGUCGAUCUGCUUGCUCCCUACGCCCGUGGUGGUAAGAUUGGUCUGUUUGGCGGUGCCGGUGUUGGCAAGACCGUGUUCAUCCAGGAGCUCAUCAACAACAUCGCCAAGGCCCACGGUGGUUACUCCGUCUUCACCGGUGUCGGCGAGCGUACCCGUGAGGGUAACGAUCUGUACCACGAAAUGCAGGAGACCUCUGUCAUUCAGCUUGACGGUGACUCCAAGGUCGCCCUGGUGUUCGGUCAGAUGAACGAGCCCCCUGGUGCUCGUGCCCGUGUCGCCUUGACCGGUUUGACUGUCGCUGAGUACUUCCGUGACGAGGAGGGCCAGGAUGUGCUUCUCUUCAUCGACAACAUUUUCCGCUUCACCCAGGCCGGUUCUGAGGUGUCUGCCCUUCUGGGUCGUAUUCCCUCCGCUGUCGGUUACCAGCCCACGCUCGCCGUGGACAUGGGUCUGAUGCAGGAGCGUAUUACCACCACCCGCAAGGGCUCAAUUACCUCCGUCCAGGCCGUCUACGUGCCCGCUGACGAUCUGACGGAUCCCGCCCCCGCCACCACCUUCGCCCAUCUGGACGCCACCACUGUGCUGUCCCGAGGUAUCUCUGAGCUGGGUAUCUACCCCGCUGUCGACCCCCUCGACUCCAAGUCGCGUAUGCUGGACCCCCGUAUUGUCGGUGACGACCACUACGAGACCGCCACUCGCGUCCAGCAGAUCCUCCAAGAGUACAAGUCGCUGCAGGACAUCAUCGCCAUUCUGGGUAUGGACGAGCUGUCUGAGGCCGACAAGCUUACAGUCGAGCGUGCUCGUAAGAUCCAGCGUUUCCUGAGCCAGCCGUUCACGGUCGCGCAGGUCUUCACUGGUAUCGAAGGCCAGCUGGUCGAUCUGAAGGACACUAUCGCUUCGUUCAAGGCUAUCCUGAGCGGUGAGGGUGACAGCCUUCCCGAGGGUGCCUUCUACAUGGUUGGCAACUUCGCGUCUGCCCAGGCCAAGGGUGAGAAGAUCCUGGCUGAGCUUGAGCAGAACUAA
This is a messenger RNA of Sporothrix schenckii 1099-18, 1722 nucleotides long. Its product is annotated as F-type H+-transporting ATPase subunit beta. The coding region runs from base 1 to 1722 and encodes 573 amino acids. The record is from RefSeq and is a predicted model, not a curated record. Lineage: Eukaryota; Fungi; Ascomycota; Sordariomycetes; Ophiostomatales; Ophiostomataceae. The transcript is spliced from 6 exons. Gene Ontology annotation, biological process: proton motive force-driven mitochondrial ATP synthesis; proton transmembrane transport. Gene Ontology annotation, molecular function: ATP binding; proton-transporting ATP synthase activity, rotational mechanism; ATP hydrolysis activity.